AUGAGAAUAUUGCAACAUUCUACAAUCCGUUCACGUCCUUACGCAUGUUUUAUGCAGUGUUAUUUGCACUUCCAAGCACAUUACUCUUCAUCUUCUUCUUCUUCUUCUUCUUUGCCUCCAACAGAAGAUCACCUAUGUCAGCUGAUACUUGACCAAAAAACCGCCUCUGAGGCACUCCAAACCUUCAGAUGGGCCUCAACCUUCUCCAAAUUCACCCAUUCCCAAUCCACAUAUCGCGCUUUAAUCCACAAGCUAUGUAUUUUUCGCCGUUUCGAUACCGUCAAGCAACUGCUCGACGAAAUGCCUAGCUCAAUCGGAGCUUCUCCCGGUGAUGGAAUCUUCAUAACCAUCGUCCGUGGACUCUCCCGUGCUGGAAUGACACGAAGGGUCAUCAAAGUUAUUGACUUGGCUUACAAGUUUCACGGUACACCUUCGUUGAAGAUCUUCAACUCCAUUUUGGAUGUUCUAGUGAAAGAGGACAUUGAUAUGGCUAGAGAGUUUUAUAGAAAGAGUAUGAUGGAGAGUGGUGUUCAUGGAGAUGAUUACACUUUUGGGAUUUUGAUGAAAGGUCUUUGUUUAACUAAUAGGAUUGGUGAAGGUUUUAAGCUUUUGCAGCUUAUUAAGUCUAAUGGGGCUGCCCCGAAUACUGUCAUUUACAAUACUUUGCUGCAUGCACUUUGUAGGAAUGGAAAGGUUGGUAGGGCUAGGAGCUUGAUGAAUGAGAUGGUGAGCCCAAAUGAUGUUACCUUUAAUAUUUUGAUAUCUGCGUAUUGUAAGGAAGAGAAUUUGGUUCAAGCUCUUGUUUUGCUUGAGAAGUGUUUUGGAAUAGGUCUUGUACCUGAUGUUGUUACCAUAACUAAGGUGGUUGAGAUUCUAUGCAACGCUGGCCGUGUAACGGAGGCUGCCGAGGUUUUGGAGAGAGUUGAGAGCUUGGGGGGUUCACUAGAUGUUGUAGCUUACAACACAUUGCUAAAGGGGUUUUGUGGAGUGGGAAAAGUGAAAGUUGGACUUCAUUUCCUGAAGCAAAUGGAGAAUAAAGGCUAUCUUCCAAAUGUGGAUACCUAUAAUAUACUGAUAUCUGGGUUUUGUGAAUCUAGGAUGUUGGAUUUGGCUCUUGAUCUUUUUAAUGAUAUGAAGACAGAUGGAAUCAAACGGAACUUUGUUACUUUCGACUCAAUGAUUAGAGGUUUGUGUUCAGAAGGAAGAAUUGAAGAUGGUUUUUCAAUUUUGGAGUUAAUGGAGGAAACCAAAGAAGGGUCUAAAGGGCACAUUAGUCCUUACAAUAGCAUAAUCUAUGGUCUAUUCAAACAAAAUCGUUUCGAUGAGGCAGCCGAGUUUCUAACAAAGACUGGAAAAUUGUUCCCUAGAGCUAUUGACAGAAGCCUGACAAUUUUACAGCACUGCAAGGAAGGUAAUAUUAAAGAUGCAAAGAAUGUAUACGAUAAGAUGAUUGAUGAAGGCGGAAUCCCAAGUAUUAUAGUUUAUAACUCUCUUGUUCAUGGCUUUUCACGACAAGGUAGUAUCCGAGAGGCCGUAGAGCUUAUAAAUGAAAUGAUAAGUAAUAACUGUUUUCCCAUUGCAUUUACAUUCAAUGCUAUCAUCGCCGAGUUUUGUAGAGAAGGAAAAAUUGAAAGUGCCUUGAAGUUCAUGGAAGAUAUCACUGCAAGAGGUUGUGUACCAAAUACAGAAACUUACAGUCCUUUGAUUGACGUGUUAUGCAGGAAAGGGGAUCUUCAGAAAGGCAUGCAGGUAUUUUUGGAAAUGGUAGAGAAGGAUAUCAUUCCUAACCAAUUUAUUUGGAAAACACUGCUACUUAGUUUGAGUCUGCAAAACAAUAUCAGUAAGAAUGUUUCUAAUAUAGACUAUUUACUUUAG
Vicia faba (fava bean) is the source of this 1875-nucleotide messenger RNA. The record is from the annotation of a GenBank genome assembly. NCBI's taxonomy places the organism in Eukaryota, Viridiplantae, Streptophyta, Magnoliopsida, Fabales, Fabaceae.